UAUUCAUUACGCUUCAUAUUUUUACAAAUAUAGCCACCAUGGCCAAGUUUGUCUUCCUUUCUCUUUGCAUUUUCGCAAUUUUCAUCUCUUCUUCUUCACGAGGAACGGCCAUUUCCUCAUGCAACGGCCCGUGUAAAUCCUUGAACAAUUGUGACGGCCAAUUAAUUUGCAUAAGUGGAAAAUGUAACGAUGACCCUGACGUUGGAACCAAUACUUGCAAAGGCGGCGGAAGCUCUCCUACAACCUCAACGCCUGCCCAACUUACCCUCAACGAUUUCAGUAAAGGCGGAGAUGGUGGCGGUCCAUCAGAAUGUGAUGGUCAAUAUCACGAUAAUAGUGAAAGAGUAGUGGCGUUGUCCACUAGAUGGUAUGCCAAAGGUUCAAAAUGUGGAAAAAUGAUACUUAUUAGGGCAAAUAAUGGGAAGAGUGUAACGGCUAAAGUGGUUGAUGAAUGUGACUCCAUUAAUGAUGGUUGUGCAAAUAAUGUAGUUGAUGGUUCUAUUGCUGUGUGGAGAGCUUUGGGUUUAGAUACUGAUAAGGGAAGAGUUCCGAUUACUUGGUCCAUGGCCUAGGAUAUUAUUAUUAGGUGGUUUGUUUGGUGUGUGUCUGGUUUUUAAUUGUAGAAUUUGAAUAAGGCUGUCAUCUUAUAUAUAAUAAGAUGGACAAGAGUAACUGAAUAAUUUGAAUAAAAUGUUCCUAAUUAAUUAUGUUUA
Nicotiana tabacum (common tobacco) is the source of this 713-nucleotide messenger RNA. RefSeq names its product kiwellin-like. The record is from RefSeq and is a predicted model, not a curated record. Lineage: Eukaryota; Viridiplantae; Streptophyta; Magnoliopsida; Solanales; Solanaceae.